CUCCGCAACCAACGCAACCACUCUCUUUUCUUGCACUCACUCCCACGUUUUCACCUUCAUCUGCAAGAAGAAAGUGACUCUCUUCUCUGAUUGCUUCACUGCUUCAUCGAUCAUGUCAGGGGUGAAGUUGGUUGCAUAUGUUCAUUUUUGGUUAUUGAAUGGAUAACACUAGUGUUCUGCUGCGAUUUUUAUGAUAUAUAUUGAUUAAGAGAAUAUUUCCUGGAUGGGGGGAGCGUGUUCUAGGAAGCAAGAGCGGGAUAAUGAAGAUAAUCAUGGUAGAGGACUUUCACUAAGAUGCUGCAAAUGUGGGAGUUCGAAAUGGUGGACAUCCUCGUUUUCUUAUCCAUCUGUAGAUUUUCAUUUGCGAAAAGGGGAAUGUCCAUCACUGUUGGACUUGUGCAUCCAGAAAAUAAAUGAGGAUAUUGAUAAAUAUAACACAUUUUCUAUGCUGCCGCGGGAUAUAAGUCAGCAAAUUAUUAAUAAAUUGGUUUACUCCCAACGUCUAACUGGUGCUUCCCUUGAAGCUUUUCGAGAUUGUGCUCUCCAGGAUCUUUACUUGGGAGAAUAUGCUGGUGUUAAUGAUACCUGGAUGGAUGUCAUCUCGUCACAGGGUUCAUCUUUACUCUCUGUAGAUCUUUCUGGGUCUGAUGUCACAGAUUUUGGGCUGACUUACCUUAAAGAUUGUGAAAGUCUUAUUUCCUUAAAUCUAAAUCAUUGUGACCAGAUUUCGGACCAUGGACUGGAGAGCAUCAGUGGUCUGUCAAACUUGACAAGUUUAAGUUUUAGAAGAAAUGAUUCAAUAUCUGCUCAAGGGAUGAGUACAUUUUCUGGUCUUGUUAACUUGGUCAAGUUGGAUUUAGAGAGAUGUCCUGGGAUUCAUGGAGGCCUUGUUCAUCUUCAAGGUUUAAUCAAGUUGGAGUCUCUCAAUUUGAAGUGGUGUAAUUGCAUAACAGAUUCUGAUAUAAAGCCUCUAUCAGAGCUGGCAAGCUUAAAAAGUCUAGAGAUUUCUUGCAGUAAAGUCACCGAUUUUGGCAUCAGUUUUUUGAAAGGAUUACAAAAGCUUGCCCUAUUAAAUUUGGAAGGGUGCCUUGUAACAGCUGCAUGCUUGGAUUCUCUUGCAGAGCUUCCAGCCCUGUCGAACUUGAAUCUUAAUAGAUGUAAUCUUUCUGACAAUGGAUGUGAAAAGUUUUCACGACUGGAAAACGUGAAAGUAUUAAACUUGGGAUUUAGUGACAUAACAGAUGCAUGUUUAGCUCACUUGAAAGGAUUGACAAAGUUGGAGAGCUUGAACCUUGAUUCAUGUAGGGUUGGUGAUGAGGGAUUGGUCAACCUGGCAGGCCAUAAGCAAUUGAAAUGCUUGGAAUUGUCCGAUACGGAAGUUGGAAGCAGUGGGCUACACCAUUUGUCUGGAUUGUCUAGUCUGGAGAAAAUAAAUCUGUCAUUCACCAUGGUUAGUGAUAACGGUUUAAGGAAAUUGUGUGGACUCUCAUCUCUGAAAUCACUUAAUUUGGAUGCCUACCAAAUUACUGAUGCUGGACUGGCAACCCUUACAAGUUUGACUGGCCUCACUGACCUGGAUUUGUUUGGUGCACGAAUCACGGAUUUUGGGACAAACUAUUUGAAAAAAUUUAAGAACCUGAGGUCAUUGGAAAUAUGCGGUGGAGGAUUGACUGAUGCUGGUGUGAAAAAUAUCAAAGAGCUUUCUUCUCUGAUGUGCUUAAAUUUAUCACAAAACUGCAACCUUACGGACAAAACCCUGGAGUUAAUUUCUGGGCUUACUGGGUUGAUUUCUUUGAAUGUUUCCAAUUCUCGUAUCACCAAUUCUGGAUUGCAGCAUUUGAAAACACUCAAGAACUUGAGAUCUCUGACAUUGGAGUCCUGCAAGGUGACAGCAAAUGACAUUAAGAGACUUCAAUCAACAUACCUCCCGAAUCUGGUAAGCUUUCGGCCAGAAUAGUUAGGGCGGUAUUUUAAUCUGUAUAUAUAUAAGUCGUACUGACAUAUGUUCGAGAAGCAUGGAAAGACAACCUCAAACUGUAUAUAGGCUAAUGACUUUAUGGAAGGUGUAAAUUGCCUCCUUGUGGUGCGAAGCUUUCUUUUAUUUUGUUAGUGUAUAUGAUGUAAAAGAUUGAUGCUACGGUGUGUUUGCUUCGCCUUCAAAAUUUAAAGGUAAAAAAUUGGCGAAUAACUCUUUAUUGAGCAGAUGUUA
Gastrolobium bilobum is the source of this 2209-nucleotide messenger RNA. Its product is annotated as EIN3-binding F-box protein 1. Gene Ontology annotation, molecular function: protein binding. Lineage: Eukaryota; Viridiplantae; Streptophyta; Magnoliopsida; Fabales; Fabaceae. Gene Ontology annotation, biological process: SCF-dependent proteasomal ubiquitin-dependent protein catabolic process. The record is from RefSeq and is a predicted model, not a curated record. Bases 224 to 1957 code for a protein of 577 amino acids. The transcript is spliced from 16 exons. Gene Ontology annotation, cellular component: SCF ubiquitin ligase complex.